Molecule: messenger RNA, 804 nt
Organism: Oldenlandia corymbosa var. corymbosa
Lineage: Eukaryota; Viridiplantae; Streptophyta; Magnoliopsida; Gentianales; Rubiaceae
Source: the annotation of a GenBank genome assembly
AUGAGGACAGGCCUGUUGUUUGUUGUUGUUACUAGCAAGGGCCAAGAGAAGCAAUUUGGUGUUGAAGAGAUUUCUUCAAUGCUUCUUCUACAUUUGCAGAAGAUUGCUGAAUCUUCCACUGGGUCCAACGUGGAGGAUGCAGUCAUCACUGUGCCUGCCUAUUUCAAUGAUUCUCAGCGUCAGGCAACCAAGGGUGCUGGAGCCAUUGCUGGGCUCAACAUCCUCCGCAUCAUCAGUGAACCAACAGCUGCUGCGACUGCCUACGGUCUCAACAGCGAGUCCAUUCUUACAGGCAAGAAGAAUGUUCUUGUAUUUGAUCUUGGCGGUGGUACUUUUGAUGUCUCUAUUGUCACCAUUAAAGCGGGUGUCGAAGUUAAAGGACAAGUCAUAUCUGUCAUGAUUCCUAGGAACACCAUCUUUCCAACCGAAAUGAAGGGAGUUUUUCAUAACCUUAGUAGAUGCUCGAGCUACAGCCUGCGGCCUAGAAGAGUUCCAAAAAUCGACAUAUACUUUGCUCUUGACGCCAAUGGGAUCUUGAAUGUCACUGCCAGAGAUCGAGCUACAGGCUUGGAGGAGAUCAUCAGUUUGAAGAGGGGAAGAUUAUCUAGCCAGGAGAUUAAGAUGUUGAUAAAAGAAGCUCAGAAGUUCAAGGCUGAGGUUGAUGAGUACAAAAAGAAAACUGCUGCAUGGAAUUCACUUGAGCUUUACGCUUAUAAAAUGAGGACUGCCAUAACGGUUAAGAAGCCUUCAGCCUACAAGAAGAAGCACACUGCUAGGCAUCUCGCCACUCAGGAAGAAAACUAA